CAUCGGACCAAUCCUAUGUKGAUACAGUGGUGCCCAAAUCCGAUAAGAGUAAGGCAAAGUAAAACAGUUCAAUUGUGCAUCAGCUUUACACAAAAGUUAUAAUAGACUAUUCGAGUUCAACAACAUUGAUUUUGGUUAUCAAUUUGCAUGCAAGCGAUGGAAUUUACGGAUGCACGCCAGCAGAAAGGGGUUUUAAUUCAAAGUAUUAAACAGAUUAAUAAUUGUCACCGCUWCACAAAAAAAAAGCCUCGGACAGCCUCAUAUUAGAGCUGUCAGUUCGACUGCCCACAUACCAGGGGAGGAGGGGUUCAUUCAUUUCCUAGUGGUCGCUGURAUGGUCAAAACACAAUUAAAACGUAUAAAACAUUUAAUGAAAACGUUUCACAUUAGUAAUUUAGCCGAACAUUGAUGAAUGUGAUUUCAUUUUUAACACAAAAGGUAGGCAUGCAUGGUGAGAGUUUGAGAAUAGUUCAUUAUAAUUAAUGUCUCCGGCUCUCCGUAGAUUCGAGGUCGUGUCGGCUCUGUUUCAUAUUCGGUGAUCUUUAAAGAUCUUACACGAAGGGAUCUCUCUGCGAUUGCCAUCUGACUAGAUCAGUCAUAUCAAGUGAUAAAUCGUUCCAAACUUUUUUGGCGGUGCUGCCAGUUUGGUUAUGCGCAUGUGCGAAGGUGUCCAAACUGACAAUGCUGGAGAGAUAGCGAGUCUGGAUUGAGAAACACAGAGAAAAGGACAGAGAAAAAAGAAAAAGGAGGAAAAGAUCCAAGAAAAAAUCGAACAAACCCACGCCGAAGGACUGGCAUCAUGAGGUCCAAAGGCAGGGCACGGAAACUGGCCACAAGUAAUGGUGAGGACUUUGUCCUCUACCCCUCUGAUGUCCUGGAUGAUGUGUGUGUAUCGGACGGAGACCCCGCGGCACCAACCUCGGCCCCCCCAGCAGAGGACUCCCCCUCCCCUGGCUUCUCCGCUGAUGAUGACGCCUCUCCCYUGGAGCCGUCCCCCUUCCACUCUGCCCUCUACAUGCCCCAGGACGAGAUGCCCGUUCCCCCCGACUUCCAGCUGCGCCAAUCGGGCGUCCCUGGUGUCGGCGGCGGCCUGGGCAUCUGGGCACGGAGGACGGUGGACAUGGGCGAGCGCUUAGGACCGUACGUGGGUGAGCAGCGGGCGUGCCUGAGACACCCCACCCAAGGCUGGGAGGGCUGCUGUCCCACACAGAGGCUCCAUUCUCUGGGCUGUGUGUCUGUGUGUAGCCCAGGCCCUGGUCCCUCCUCCUGGCCCCAGUCUAGCCCUGGCCUUCCCUUCCCUGGCUCCCUGGAGGAGCUCUCCACUGCCAAGUCCACACUGCAGUUGCCCAACACAAACCAGAAUGACCCACCCGUCAAUCUGCCCUUCUUACCUGUGACGUUCCCUCACAUGCAAACAGGAACAAUGGGUGAGUGUGCCAGCCCAGUGUGCCAGCCCAACGUGCCAGCCCAGCGUGCCAGGAGGCACCAGAAGCAACAGGGCAGCUAUGAAUGCUGGCACAGGGACAAGGAGAGGGCACAGAUCAUUGACGAUGAGGAGUAUGAGAAAAAGGAGAACUUCUUCAUCGUACUAGAGGAACCACGCUGGCUGAAGAGGGGAAUCUCAGCCCUUCUGCUCAACCAAGAGGAUCCUGAUGGCCAGAUGAGUGCAGAGGAGGAGGAGGCGAGACGCAUUGCAGAGAUGGGAAAGCCCAUCUUGGGGGAGCACAGCCGGCUGGAGGUGGUCAUUGAGGAGUCUUAUGAGUUCAAGAGCACCGUUGACAAGCUCAUUAAGAAGACCAACUUGGCCCUUGUGAUUGGCACUCACUCCUGGAGGGAGCAGUUCGUGGAAGCUGUGACUGUCAGCGCAGGGGAUGGUGAUGAUGAUGACGAGGAGGGGCGUGAGGAGCGUCUGCCAUCCUGCUACGACUACGUCAUGCACUUUCUGACGGUGUUCUGGAAGGUUCUUUUCGCCUUCGUUCCGCCCACCGAGUACUGGAAUGGCUGGGCCUGCUUCUUCGUGUCCAUCUCGGUCAUCGGCAUCUUGACUGCCAUCAUCGGGGACCUGGCCUCCCACUUUGGCUGCACUGUGGGCCUCAGGGACACUGUCACUGCCGUGGUGUUUGUGGCUCUUGGCACCUCCAUUCCUGACACGUUUGCCAGCAAGGUGGCGGCCACGCAGGACCAGCACGCUGAUGCGUCGGUGGGCAACGUGACUGGCAGCAACGCGGUCAACGUGUUCCUGGGCAUCGGGGUGGCGUGGUCAGUGGCGGCCGUCUACUGGAACGUUCAGGGCAAGGAGUUCCGCGUGGACCCUGGCUCCCUGGCCUUCUCCGUCACCCUCUUCACCAGCUUCGCCUUCAUCUGCAUGGGUGUGCUGCUGUUCCGCCGGCGGCCCUCUAUCGGGGGGGAGCUGGGCGGGCCGCGGACAGCACGCAUCAUCACCAGCCUCCUCUUCCUGGGCCUCUGGUUCCUCUACGUCCUCUUCUCCAGCCUGGAGGCCUACUGCCACAUAGAGGGCUUUUAGAGGACACAUGAGAGCAGAGACAGGGCUACUAGUCAAAACACUGAUAUACAUUAUAGUUAUUAUAAUACACACACCUACUACAGGACAAGGCCCAGGCCAAAGGUUGGGACCUGGUCAAUAUCACUGGAUCGCUAAUACCUAAGGGAUCUGUAGACAUACCCGAUAUACACAUACACACACACACUUACAUACAAAACACAUACAGACACAUACUGAAACAUGAACUGUACAUAUAACUACAUGCAUGCACAAACAAAUGCACACGUGGUCUCUCACCAAGACCAACACACACAUACAACACUGUAACAAGGGCACCACACAGGUUGCGUGUGGCCUGGAGCCUGGAUGACGCCCAGUUAACAUUAACCUCCUAUUGCACACUCAAAUGUUAUACACACUCACUGGACAAACGAGGAAGAGAAGGAGAGAAAAUAAAGUAUUGGUCAAGGAAGUGACGAAGGAAGUAAGACAGGAGAGAUUUCAAAGGAAGCAUGUUCAGAAUGUAAACCAGCAUGUGGUAAAAGAGGGAGAGUGAAGGAGAGAAAGAGACAGACAGGUGUGUAGAAACUAAGUGUUGCAGUGGCUUUCUAUUCAUUCCAGCUGGCUGCGUGACAUGGUUUUGGGUCCAGCUAGACUGCUUUAAUUGAAGCAGGGUAGAGUGCCGUGUGUUUUGCAGGGUGUUUCAGGGAAGGCGAACCAGACUCAAUCCACUCGACUCAAUCCAUGUCUGUGUGGCCUUAAAGCAGUACCCCUUCACCCUUUCACUGGGGGUUUCCUUUUCAAAGACAGAAUCCACACACGUAGAAGCUGUGGUGGAAAAAGUACUCAACUGUCAUACGUGAGUAAAAGUAAAGAUACCUUUAAUAGAAAAUUACUUGAGUAAAAGUCACCCAGUAAAAUACUACUUGUUCUAAAAGUAUCUGGUUUUAAAUGUACUUAAGUACAGUGGUGCAAAAUGUACUCAAUUGUCAGACUUGAGUAAAAAUAAAAAGCGAAAGUAAAUGCUAUACAUCAAAUUCCGUAUAAAGCAAACCAGACCGCACAAUU
This is a messenger RNA of Salvelinus sp. IW2-2015, 3571 nucleotides long. Its product is annotated as sodium/calcium exchanger 1-like. Gene Ontology annotation, cellular component: sarcolemma; axon; postsynapse. The record is from RefSeq and is a predicted model, not a curated record. Gene Ontology annotation, molecular function: calcium:sodium antiporter activity. NCBI's taxonomy places the organism in Eukaryota, Metazoa, Chordata, Actinopteri, Salmoniformes, Salmonidae. Gene Ontology annotation, biological process: calcium ion import across plasma membrane; sodium ion transmembrane transport.